AUGGAUCAACUGAUAUUCAUAACACUCUCACGUUGUGUUCCAGUCCCGCUGGAGCGGGUGGACGUGUCGGUGACGGUCCACGGAUUCCUGGCCAACGUCGACGCCUCCCUCACGUACCACAACGCCGGAUCUACAGCUGUGGAUGUGGUCUUUGUGUAUCAUGUUGACGACAACGGCGCCGUCUACAAAUGUGAGGCCGAAAUGGACGGGAGGAAGAUUAAGGCAGAAAUCCAGGAAAAAGUACAGGCAGAGUUAACCUACGAGGAGGCCACGGCUAGAGGUAUGACUAGUGUUCUGAUGGAGGAAGAUUGUUCUUCAAGAGACAUCUUCAGAUGCAAGCUGGGUAAUCUCCCCUCAAACUCGGACGCCAAACUCCAGUUUUCCUUCGUCACUGAACUGGUCCAGAAGACUGAUGGGUCUCUCAAGUUUGUUCUGCCAACGGUUCUCAACCCAAGAUAUUAUUCUGAAGGUGACGACAAAGAAACUAGGUUUGACCUCUUCGCAAGAAACAGUUGUCAGUAUAUGCUAGACUUCGAGGCAACAGUUGUUUCAAAACAUGGAAUUUCUGAAGUGUGGUCAAAUACUGACAAACUUGUCACCACUGUGAUGCCUGAAGACUGCAAUACGAUGACGAUUGGUCUUGCCGAAGAGUUUACACCUGAUCACAGUCUGUCAUUCAGCGUAUUGUACAGGGAUACCCACAGACCACAAGCCACGCUGGAGAAGGGUAGAACAGAUUGCCCAGGGUCCCUCCUAGAGAUGGACAUCCUCAUGCUGUCGUUCUACCCAGAUCUCAGCAUCACUACCGAACUCGUGAAGUCAGAGUUCAUCUUUAUCAUCGACCGGUCAGCAAGUAUGCAUGGGGAACCUAUGCUGAACGCCCAAGAGACCCUGCUGUUCUUCCUGAAGAGUCUCCCUGUGGGCAGCUACUUCAACGUCAUCAGCUUUGGGAGUUCCUGUGAGGCUCUGUUCCCCCAGAGUGUACGAUAUGGGCCGUCAUCUCUACAGAAGGCGAUGGAACUUCAAGCGACUCUGACGGCUAACAUGGUCGGGACGGAGCUGCUGAAACCCCUCAGUCUGGUGUACGGCGGGAAACCUCAACCAGGCUAUACACGACAGAUGUUUCUGUUGACUGAUGGCGAUGUCUUCAACAUCGCUGACAUUGUUUCACUCGUAAGGAGGAAUGCCCCAGAGAACAGGGUGUUCACGGUAGGUAUUGGGGACGCGGUGUCCCUGCCGCUGGUGAGGAACAUAGCCAGGGCCGGGCGUGGCCAGGUGGAGCUGGUUACCGGGAGUGACAAUCUGCAAGAAAAGGUGAUGAAACUACUGAAACAAGCAAUGCAGCCCGCAGUGACUGACCUGGUCAUCGACUUCCAGCUUCCGGCUGGCCUUGCAGUGGCUCAUAGAAUACCCCAAGACAUGCCCGAUAUAUUCAGCGGCCAGAGGUGUACCUUCUAUGGCUUCUUAACAGGCGAGAUGUCGUCUGACACGUCAACUGUUGGGAAAGCCACGAUGUCGGGUAACAUUGGCGGGAAAACGUUCACCCACACAAUGACGUUUGACGUCAUCGGCGACGCUGUGAUGACGCCAGGACACUUUGUCCACAGGCGGGCUAUGAAAACCAUUGUUGACGAUCUGGAAGAUCAAGAGACAGACUGUGGCGCCAACAGGAAAAGGGAGAUAAUCGUCGCGAGUGUUGCGGGUAACAUCAUUUCAAAAUACACGUCGUUCGUUGGCAUUGAUCCAGAGAUGAGUGAAAGAAUAUAUGAGCCGAUCAGAAAGGUUAUACAGUUUGUUGCCAUGGAUACUGCAAAGAAUGAGAAAUUACAUCCAGCGGUCAAGACAGAAAGACUAUUACCAAGAUGGCAAAUGUUCAACCCAGAAAUCAAAUGCCAGACAAGAAGCACUUUAUCCCGGGAACUUGAUGUGAGGUUCUCCCAACACAAAGAUCCGGUUUGUGUCCGCGACAGAGAUAACAUGGAUGUUUAUGGAGGUCACCAAACUAGAGAUUCCAGCAGCCCGACAAGACCCAUAUCCAAAAACUGUCUUCCACGAUGUUCUUGCUUUUCUUGGAUGUUCCCAUCACCGAGAACAAAGAGUAUGGAUGAAGGCUUGGAGAACAGAAGUACAUGUGGAGUAGAAGAUGUGACAUUCAGCGUCGGUGACCAUGACGACGUGACGGCCACACCUAUUUCUACAGUUGCAGCUAAGGCAAGCACUAUGGUGGCGUUGCAGGAGUACGACGGUUCCUGGUCGUUGACACCAGAGUUUGCUGCCGUUGUGGAUACCACCGAGGACACACUACCUGUAAAAACGCUUUCAGUGGAAGAAAAGGUAUGGGCUACCAGUCUGGCUAUUUGUUGGUUGACCUUGAAAUGCCCAGAGGAACGGCCUGUGUGGGAGAUGGUGGUCAACAAAGCCAGAGACUGGCUGAGCAAGCAGCUUGGGGGACCGGAGGAGGUCGACAAUCUUCUCAAGGAGGCUGAGGGCAUUGUGUUUACAGACUCUGCCAAAUGCAUGUAAGCUGAGAAUAAAUGGACACAAAUGUAUCGGACUGGGUGAUCAAACUGCAGUUUUAAAACCUCUUUCAACAAUGUUUCAACUUGGUCACAAUUUCUUGUAAAUCAAUCAACCAAGGCCAGACAAACCAGCGGUUAAUGUGUUGGGAGAUACGGGGUAUAUACGAUGGUACACAUUGAACCAUGUCACCAAACUUCAACACCUUAUAUAACUAAGUUUAUAUAGGUACUCCUGCAACAGAAUGCGUGGACAAGGAGAUGGGCAAGGCAAGUUCUUCAAGCUCACCAAGGACAGAGUUUGUGGAUGGUGAUGACAAGGAGGAUUAUAAGCUUGAGAAACAAUGUAACCAUCAUCUUUUCAAUUCUACAAGGAAACUGCUUGUGAUACUGGAAAUAUUAACAUUAGCAUGCUUCAAAGAAUGAUUUAGUGAUCUUUACACCACUGUAUCAACAUUCCAACAAUGUCACACCUGGAGGAACAGGAUGAGGAACUGAACCAGGGACUUCAGAAUGAUGAGAAAGGAACUUAAAUAGGUCCUGAAAUGUAGCAUUAUUGGCAUCCAGAGCAUUUCCUCAAUGUAUGAUGACACACAUCUGGAGCUGAUAGGUUACAAGUCAGUCAAUGAAAGAGCCAAGGCGAGUCCAAAUACAUCUGUGAAAACCUGGACUCACUGAUGCACAGUUUGGUUAGGACUUGGAACAGUGGACUCCAUAUUGAUUCCACUUCUCGGUUUUGCAUUUCUGGUGCAGAUAGGUUCUAGCUGUUUUUACCAACAGUAUUCCCUAAAUCAUGGCAUAACUAAAAGACACCACUAUUGGUUGGCAGAAUUUGGUUUGAGCUGGAGUAGGCUGGCGUGGAGUAGGGAGCUAUGUCAAUUGACCUUGGAUAUCAUUAUGUGUCAAA
Molecule: messenger RNA, 3423 nt
Organism: Haliotis rubra (blacklip abalone)
Lineage: Eukaryota; Metazoa; Mollusca; Gastropoda; Lepetellida; Haliotidae
Product: von Willebrand factor A domain-containing protein 5A-like
Exons: 16
Coding region: 1-2523 (840 amino acids)
Source: RefSeq, a predicted model, not a curated record